Messenger RNA from Magallana angulata, 2267 nucleotides. Its product is annotated as signal recognition particle subunit SRP68-like. Gene Ontology annotation, cellular component: signal recognition particle, endoplasmic reticulum targeting. The record is from RefSeq and is a predicted model, not a curated record. Gene Ontology annotation, molecular function: endoplasmic reticulum signal sequence receptor activity; 7S RNA binding; signal recognition particle binding. Gene Ontology annotation, biological process: SRP-dependent cotranslational protein targeting to membrane. The transcript has 12 exons. The coding region runs from base 53 to 1849 and encodes 598 amino acids. NCBI's taxonomy places the organism in Eukaryota, Metazoa, Mollusca, Bivalvia, Ostreida, Ostreidae.
GCCGUAAUUCAAAGAAAACGCUAGGUGGCGCUGCAGUGCUGUCGUGUCAAGUAUGGCUGCUCCCGCAGAAAGCAUGACUGAGGAAAACCCGGAGGAUGUUCCUCUGGAGAAAACAUACACCGUCGAGGUACUCCAGUUAGUGAGAGAAGCACAACAGCAACAUGGGUUGAGGCACGGUGAUUUUCAAAGAUACAGGAGCUACUGUUCCAGAAGAAUCAGGAGAAUUAGGAAGUCCUUACAUUUUCCUCAGGGAAACAAACAUAAAGUCCAACCAAAGAAAAUAACAGUAGAAAAACUGACCGAUGUCAGGUACCUACACCUUCCAUUGUUUUGUGCUGAGAGAGCGUGGUAUUAUGCCAUGCAGUUGAAAUCCGAGGCCAACACAGAGCCCCGGAAAAGGUUCCACAUGUUGGCCCGCGUAAGGAAGGCCCUGGUGUAUGCCGAGGAGUUCACUGGUCUCUGUGAGAGUUCUAAAUGUGACGCCAGGACCAAGCUAGAGAGUCAGGCAUAUUUAUCCCUGAUGAAAGGAGGAUUGUAUUUUGAACAAGAAGACUGGAAGGCAGCAAUGGAAUACUACACAAAGGCAAAAACUAUCUAUGAGAAGUUGGGAAGUGCUUUCUCAGAAGAUAUUCAGCAGCUGUAUCUUCAACAAGUUGAGGAAAUCACGCCCAACUUAAGGUACUGUGCUUACAAUAUUGGAGACCAGUCUGCCAUUGAUGAACUGAGGCAACUCAGAAGGAAAGGCGGAGAGGAUCAACUGACAUCUCAUCUAGAUGAUCUGCUUUCUCAAACGAGAGAGAAACAGACAGCCACACUGUCUGAGGUGAAGUGGCAGGGCCGCACUGUACAGGUGAAGAAUGAACCAGUGCGGCUGUUUCUGUUGAAUUUACAGGAUAGCACCAAAGAAAUAGAGUCUGCUGAAGGCAUAGACAGCAAGAUAUCUAUUUAUGAGAGUUUGUUGAAACAGUGUAUCGAUGCCCAGCAAGUUCUGAGGGACACGCUGCAGGAUGAUCAGAACUUCAAAUUAGCUAUUAGGGGACAAGAAAUAGAAGGUAAAAUUUCCAAUCAGCACUACCUGCAUACCUACCUGACCUUUAUAAGGCUGAGUAAGACCGUGGAACGUAACCUGCUGCUGAUAGAGACCAUGAAAGAUUACCUGCCAGGUAAAAAGGUUGAGGAGGGCCACAAGAUCACCAAACCCCAGGACCUAGUCCGACUCUACGACAUCAUUAUACAAAAUUUGAAUGAGAUCCCUAAUCUGACGGGGUUAGACGUAGGUGGCAGUCUAUCCGAGGAAACAGCUGUCAGAGUCCUAGGAUUCAAAGCAUUUAGGUCGUACUACAUUGCUCAGUCCUAUCUGGGAGCCAAGAAGUGGAAGGAGACAAUAUCCCUGUAUGAGAGAGUGCUACAGAACGCACAGAGUGCCUUGAAGGGCUACAGGUCACUCCCGAAACCUCAACAGGCCCAGUUCAAGGUGGAGAUGAGUAAUUUAGAAGAUCUGAUCCACAUUGUGGACGGAGAGAAAUACUCUUGUCAUGCCACCAGUGUUUUGGACAUCAACCACGUGACGGAUCAGAUGGGAGCCAUUACAGUCAACCCAAAAAUGCCGCUGAUUGAGCGUUUGGAGGACUACGCCGAGGACUCCUCCCUGACCAGUAAAAAACCCAACCUGGUGUCCUUCCCGCCGGACUUUGAACCCAUUCCCUGUCGCCCCUUGUUCUUUGACCUAGCCCUGAAUCAUAUAGACUUACCUUCUCUAGAGGAACACUUGGAACAGAAACAGAAAGCGGCCAACCCCAAGGGCCUCACAGGGUUCGUCAAGGGAUGGCUCUGGGGAGGGUCCAAAUAACUGUUUUAUUAGGAAAUUAACCAAUUUUUUUAUACAUUGUGCAUUGAUUAGGGAAGAUAACUCUGUAAGCUGUGUUCAGUAGUUUUACAGAGUGGAAAUAUUUAUUUUGGCUCACAACAUUUUGUAUCAUUGUUUUGAAGCCAUUAUUGAAAUUAUGUUGUAAAAUUGAUAAAGUAGACAACAAUAUAAACUGUCAUAUAGAUUCAUUUUAAAAUACGAUUUGUUUCAAAGUGCAAUUUCCUUGUAAUCCUUUUCAUGAAAUACAUCUGUACAGUAAUUCAUUCUAUAAAUGGAUAUGGUGAUGUUGUUGACGAGUUGUGUAUCUGUUGAUAUGAUAUUCUUCUGAUUCACUUGUCUCAGAAGAUUCUAAUAACAAACAUUUGAUGAUUUUGUGAAAUAAAAGAGUAAUUCAGAGUUA